CUUUAGAUUUCACAUUUCCGUUUUCUUUCCCUUUUCUGAAUCCAUGAUUUGAGUUUUAACAGUUAGUCCCGUGAAUCGAAGAUCCGAUCUUCCAGAGCUUCAUUCAUUGCACCGCGCGUAAUUAGAAAGCUUCUAGUUGAUGCAAGAACAAGGAAUCCAUUUCCAUUUGUUUGCACGAUACUUUGUUUUGCUUAUUCUAGGGUUCAGUUAUUGCAUGAGUAGAGAAUCACAUGGAUUCUUCAUCCAAAAAUCUCUUGUUUGAAGGGGAAGGCACAGAUGCCUCUUCGUAUAAGCAGGAGUGGAUUGAGAUACAAGAAAAUCUAAAGCAGAAAGUGGUUCUUGAAGAUGAUUUCACCUGGAUAAUAUCCCCACAAAGCUCUUGUUUGGAUCAAGUUGGUGAUGAUGAGGGACUUAAGUAUAUUGGAGGGGUUGAUGUAAGCUUUGUGAAGGAGGACCCUUCUUUGGCUUGCGGUGCUCUUGUGGUAUUGGAUGCUUCUAAUUUGAAUGUUGUUCAUGAAGAAUUCAAAUUAGUUCGUUUGAAAGUACCCUAUGUUCCUGGUUUUCUUGCUUUUAGAGAGGCUCCUAUAAUUCUUGAAAUUCUGGACAAAAUGAAGCAGAGAGCUCAUCCUUUCUAUCCACAGUUAUUAAUGGUUGAUGGUAAUGGGAUACUUCAUCCUAAUGGCUUUGGUCUAGCCUGUCAUCUUGGCGUCUUGUCUAACAUCCCUGCUAUAGGGAUUGGGAAAAAUCUGCAUCAUGUGGACGGUCUUAACCAGUCCGAAGUAAGGCAAUUUCUAGAAGCUGAAGAAAACUCAACUAAGAAUGUCAUACCGUUAGUUGGGAAAUCAGGACAAACUUGGGGAGCGGCAAUGCGUUCUACUCCUGAUUCAUUAAAACCUAUUUACAUAUCACCCGGCCAUCGAAUAUCUAUAGAUUCAUCCGUCAGAAUUGUCAAGCUGUGCUGCAAGUUUCGUGUACCCGAGCCAAUCCGACAGGCUGAUAUUAGAUCAAGAUUAUUUCUUCAGAAUUUGGGAGGAUCAGGAAAUCUUACAAUCUGAUAAAAAUAAAAGCAAGAGGUCUGGGCGUGAAAAAUAAU
Messenger RNA from Phalaenopsis equestris, 1093 nucleotides. RefSeq names its product endonuclease V. The coding region runs from base 231 to 1055 and encodes 274 amino acids. The record is from RefSeq and is a predicted model, not a curated record. Lineage: Eukaryota; Viridiplantae; Streptophyta; Magnoliopsida; Asparagales; Orchidaceae. Gene Ontology annotation, molecular function: single-stranded RNA binding; RNA endonuclease activity producing 5'-phosphomonoesters, hydrolytic mechanism. Gene Ontology annotation, biological process: DNA repair. The transcript is spliced from 10 exons. Gene Ontology annotation, cellular component: cytoplasm; nucleolus.